AUCAUCCAGCCCAGCCUUCCCUUCCAUUCGCCACAACGCUAGUAAGAUCCGAUCUGAUCUGAUGGCUGGGACGGUUUUGGCAGUGUUGACCAUGAACUGAACACGAGGCCAUCCGGUCUACCAGAAGAUCCACCAAUGGAAACUCAACACCUCGCAAUAUAUCUACACUUCUCCUCCAUUUCUCUCUUUCAAAACACACCUAUUCUGUUUCUCUCCAUUCGUACCUUUUUUUUUUUUUCUGAAGGUCCCUUUUAGGGUUUUCAUCAAUGCCUGACAACUAUCGUAUAGGCAAAAGCACCACAAUCGCCCUCGUCGUCUGUGACAAAUUCCCACUAAUUUUUGGAUUUCCACGAUUGAAUUGUGGUUAUUUGAUGUAUUUUUAGAAGAUUGUGAAGAAUUUUUACCAGAGUUGUAUUACUGGUAUGCACGAGCUAUUGUUUAAAGUUGCGCCUUUUGGAUCAAGCGUAUGAAUUCGUUUGAAAUUUCUGAAAUAUGAUGAUUAGUUUGGAAGAAUGUUGACGUGUGGAGAUUUUUCGGAUGUUUGCCUAACAAAACGUAUAUGAAUCUUGGAUAAUUGUGGACACUCUGAUCCCUGGAUUUGUGGACCGUGCGAUCUAUGGAUUGUGAGGGUUUGAUAGUGUUAGUAGGAUUUUGAAGAAUGAUGUACGUGUAGUUGGUUGUUAUUUCUGUAAAAAUCUGAAGGAACCACAGUUGACAGAAAUUAAGUUCCAAUAUCAUUCGGGUAAUACUUUUAGAAGCCUUUGUUUUCAAUUUGCUUCAUUUGGUAAGAUUGUGGAGUAUUUGGGGGUUUUUAGGCCUUUGUAAUUGGGUUGUCUGCUGAUCAUUUCGAAAUUUUGUUGGAGUUCCAGACUGCAUUUGGGUUUGUUGGGGUUCGUUUGGAAAAGAAGAUCAGUUUAGGGUUUCCUUCAAGGAUCUUGGUUCAUGUUCCGGGAAGGUAUAUGGCUGCUGGUACUGAUUUCUCACCUCCAUUUCGAAAUUUAGAAGGUGGUUACAAAAGGAACAAUGUGGCUCUCAUGGACGAUGAAGAUGAACUUUCAGAGAAUUCUAACAAUUCGAAGCAAAUGACUAAAGGGAGACCUCCGCGGGACAUUGCAGUUGUACGUCGUUGCAUAAGCUCUGCCACACUCACAGAUGCUGCGGCUUGGGAUUUUGAUCUUGGGGUUGUUAGUAUCACGUCACCUUCAGAUGGAACAUCAGACUUCUUACCAGUGUUUCGAUCAGGAAGCUGUGCUGAGAAAGGACCCAAGGAGUACAUGGAGGAUGAACACAUAUGUAUAGACAAUCUUCUUGAACAUUUAGAUGCUAUUGCAGAUUUCCCGUCCCCUGGAGCUUUUUAUGGGGUGUUUGAUGGCCAUGGUGGUUCUGAUGCAGCAUCAUUUAUUAGGAAGACUAUUCUCAAGUUUAUAGUUGAGGACUCCCAUUUUCCUGUUUGUUUGGAGAAGGCAAUUAAGACUGCUUUUGUCAAAGCUGAUCAUGCAUUUGCAGAUGAUAGUUCUCUUGACAUCUCCUCUGGAACCACUGCACUGACUGCUCUGGUUUUUGGAAGAACAAUGGUAGUUGCCAAUGCUGGGGAUUGUCGGGCUGUGUUGGGGAAGCGAGGUAGAGCAAUUGAGCUGUCUAAAGACCACAAACCCAACUGCACAUCUGAAAGGCUAAGGAUAGAAAACCUUGGUGGAGUCAUAUAUGAUGGAUACCUCAAUGGCCAAUUAUCUGUGGCACGUGCUCUUGGAGACUGGCACAUGAAGGGACCUAAAGGUUCUGCCUGUCCCUUAAGUGCAGAGCCAGAGUUGAAGGAGAUGCUAUUGAGUGAGGAUGAUGAGUUUCUCAUUAUGGGCUGUGAUGGCCUAUGGGACGUAAUGAGCAGCCAGUGUGCUGUGACAAUGGCAAGGAAAGAACUGAUGCUACACAAUGAUCCUCAGAGAUGCUCAAGAGAGCUUGUUAGGGAAGCACUCAAGCGCAAUACAUGUGAUAAUUUGACAGUUAUUGUGGUUUGUUUCUCCUUAGAUCCUCCUCCCCGGAUAGAGAUACCCCCGACCCGAGGUAGGAGGAGUAUCUCAGCCGAAGGGCUGAAUUUUCUGAAAGGUGUUUUGGAAAGUAACCCAUGAG
This is a messenger RNA of Ilex paraguariensis (yerba mate), 2127 nucleotides long. NCBI's taxonomy places the organism in Eukaryota, Viridiplantae, Streptophyta, Magnoliopsida, Aquifoliales, Aquifoliaceae. The record is from the annotation of a GenBank genome assembly.